Molecule: messenger RNA, 1032 nt
Organism: Colletotrichum destructivum
Lineage: Eukaryota; Fungi; Ascomycota; Sordariomycetes; Glomerellales; Glomerellaceae
Exons: 2
Coding region: 105-542 (145 amino acids)
Source: RefSeq, a predicted model, not a curated record
UCGACGCCAAAAAAUCAGUGACGAUAUUCCCACUGCUUCAACAGCCCAGCCAGUCCUUGCGCCAGCGGAACCGGUCGACCUCCCACUUCCCAGUGUCCACGACAAUGGCGUCCAACAGCGGCGUACCCGAAACAGAGGACGUCAAGUCCUCAAUCUUUAGCAAGCUGCACGAUUACGGUACAAACCCCCUCCCGCCCGCCAUCCACGCCAUCUUCAUCGCCGCUCUGCAUGCGCGGCCCCUCAAGGUCCUCCCGUUCUCCUUCGCGCCCGCCCUGCUUUUCAGCAGCUACGUCAACCUUGCCGGCUUCCCUACCGACAGUGCCGGCUUCACCUGCGCCCUCUCGGGCCUGUAUGCCCUCCUCGCCCUGCGCCGCCGCCAGCCCCUGCGCAGCAAGUUCACUGCCCGUGGCCUUGUGCGCGGCACCGCAAUUGGCAUGGGCUUUGCCAACUCGGCUGCCGGCGCCUGGGUCUACGCCAACGGCGACCGCAAGGCGGACGAGGCCGCGAGAAGGGAGCGGAACCGCUGGGGUGGCGACGUGUAGAGUCGUUGAAAAGGGAGACCCGUCGGAGAUUCCCGAUCGCGGGAAAGCGGCUUGGAGAAGAGCAGCUCGUUGUAGUCUGCCUCUGUCAGGUCUGCAAAAAUUGCAAUGGAUGUUGCACGCCUCCUCGGAUGCUUGCUGACUGACUGACCGUUGCAAAGGAAGACAGAGAUGCCAAGCCAAGGCGAGGCGGGGGCCCGGGUUGUCGACGGCAGGAGAAACAUUGUAGGAUUGUGCAAGAUGUAUUGUCAGAUAUUGAAAGACGUCGGGUUAGACGAAAUGUCGCCGCGCGCGAAAUGGCGGCGUCCGGGGGACCGAGGGAGGGUUGACACGUCGCAUCGCCUUGCAAGGCUUGGAAUCAAUCCUCGACGCGGAUAUAUCACACGCAGAGAGCAGAUAGACAAGCAGGCGGCCCUCUUUGAGAGAGGGGGCUUGUAUGAUAAUAUCAUGUAAGACCAUCACAAAUACUUACUCAACAAAAGACAGUAAACAU